Molecule: messenger RNA, 2766 nt
Organism: Ictalurus furcatus (blue catfish)
Lineage: Eukaryota; Metazoa; Chordata; Actinopteri; Siluriformes; Ictaluridae
Gene: shld3
Exons: 4
Coding region: 532-1359 (275 amino acids)
Biological process (GO): positive regulation of isotype switching; negative regulation of double-strand break repair via homologous recombination; positive regulation of double-strand break repair via nonhomologous end joining
Source: RefSeq, a predicted model, not a curated record
UACCGGACAAAUAUAUUGCUGGUGAGACACGCUUACACUUCUGAAAAGCUACAGAUACCUCAUCAUUACAGAAACAGGAAACAGUGUUCUUCCUCGAGUCUUACUGUGUCCAGUCCACAGCGCCUCUAUUGGAUAGGAGGAGUAUCGUAUUAGUACACAGGGAUAGUCUGUGGAUAGCUUUUUAUUUUAUUUUAUUUUGGGGGGGUUUUUACUGCAAGAAAAGAAAACUACAGAAGCCCUAAACGGCCAUGGAUUAUUACUUUUUUCCUGUUGUUUUCUAGUGAUCUCGACUUAAUUUUCCUGUGUACUGGACAUCCAUCAUCCCGAAGUCAAUGUUUUUUUUUGUUUGUUUGUUUGUUUUUAAUGAGAUUUUGGUUAAAAGCCUGAAAUAUGGUCUGUGGUUAACACAAGCUCAAAAUAUUUCCACGUUUUAUUGUACGACAUAAAAUACAGUACACCAGUAAUACCCCACUCGUGAUUUUUAAAAGCUUUAACGUGUACUUAAAAAGGAGGAUGCUAACACGUUGCUAAAUGGGAUUACAGACGUUGUCGGGGACAUUAAACGUCAUCACGCCGAACAGGAAAAAACUGGUUCAGAGUUUAUUUUUAGCGAGAAUCCAAAAGCCUAUGGGUUUUUGUCGAGGGAACCAGAGUGACGCUAACUUCCUAGUUCCGGUACAAAAUGAAGUCACGCCUGCACCAUCAGAGGCUGGAACUGGCAAAACAUUUAAGAAGAAGAUAGCUGUACGGUCAUUGGAUGUAUGGAUAUCUUGUCCAAUCAAACCUAAAAAGGAUCCUCCAGUCAUUUCACUUAAUCAGCAGGAAAGUUCAGAAUUUUUGCCUCGACAACCAGAGUUUGUUUUUUCUUCGAGUCGCUGUACAGAUGAUCAAGAGAAAUUUGUGGAUACCAGUAAGAGGAAAUUGAUAUCAAUCCCAGCACCUGCUGAUGAACAGCCCAAGGCAGAUUUUGAGAAUGUGGCAAAGAGGUGUAAACGCUCGUGGAGUGUCUAUCCACCAAAAACGAAAACACCUCAGAGAACACAAUACAUCUCCAGACAGUUCCACAAAACUGUACAGAGAUAUGGACUUGACUUGCACCAGAGAGCAAAAUGGAUCAUUUCUGAGCUGAACUGUGCACCACAGAGCAUUGAGGAGGUUUGGUCCAAGCUCAACCAAGCUAUUAAGCAGUCCAGGCUUCCAACAUGCAAUGCCAAUUAUCAAAGAAACUUGAUCCAAAUCUGGGUGUACUGUGACAUAUCUUACUGUGAAUAUAUUGGAAAUUUCUUGCGGGAAAAUUUCCAGCUCUCAGGGGAGCUCAGUUUAGCUGUCCAUAAACUAGGAGACAUCUUUAAAUUGUAACUAGUAGCAGGGCAGAAGUGGAUAUUAGUAUGUGGGUACAAUGUGGUAAUCUGUAUUAGUUAAACAAUUGCCAUUAUGUUUUAGUGCAGGUGAUGACAUCACUAAAACAUGAACUUCAUGUGUACAUCAAUUAAAAAACAAUGCAAGAAUGAGAGAGAACAAACGAGGUAAAAUCAGUAGUUUGGUAUUUCUGCAAUGUUUUGAUGAAAACAAGCAAAAAAGGCAAAAAUAAAUAACAUCUUUUUUCUUUUUUUCCCAUUUUUUUUUUUUUUUUUUAAAGAAGCCCACAAUGGAGGCUAUUAGCUUGAUCUACUGAAAGUGAGAUGAUAGGUUGUACAAUCAAUACAUCCCUUUUUAAAGCAUUUUUAAAUUUCUGGUUCUGGUGUGUUGUUCGUCUGUUCAUGAACUAAAACAUUUUCAGUAAAAAAGACAUUAUAUGGAACAGGUCUACCUAGUUACUUUUUGAAAACACAUGCCACAAUUCAGAGAAGAGCCAAACUAAUAAUUCUGUUCUUGGGAGAAUAUAUCUAGGGUUUUUAUAUCUGAAUUGGGUGAACGGUGUAGUAAUUGCAGCACUUUUUUAAAGGGACCAAAAGUAAAUGGACAAAACCAUAAAUUAAAUUGUAAUUUUUAAUACUUGGUUGAAAAUCCUUUCCACUCAAUGACUGCAUCUACAAUCCAUACAACCCAAAUCUACAACCCAUACACUUCACCAGACACUGGGUUUCUUCCCUGUUAGUGCUAUAUCAGAUUUUUACUGCAGCUAUCUUCAGGUCCUGUUUGGUCUUGGGGCAUUUUCAGUCUUGCCUUCAGCAAGUGAAAUUCAUGCUCAAUUGGACUCAGAUCAGGUGACUGACUUGGCCACUGCAGAACAUUCCACUUCAUUGCCUUAAAAAGUUCAAGUUCAGGUGGCUUUAUUGUCAUUUCAACCAUAUACAGCUGGUACAGUACACAGUGAAAUUAAACAACGUUACUCCAGGACCAUGGUGCUACAUAAAACGACACACUAACCACAUGAGACACAGAAUUAAAUAAGAUCGACACAUUCUACACAAAGUGCACCUGCAAAUGUGUGCUAACAACACAAGACAGUACAAUACUACUAAAACAUGACACUAGGCACAGUAAGUGACAGUGUAGCGCCAACCAGUAGACAGUUUUAGUGUGGAAAUGUCCGAUAUAAUAGCUAGUGCAAAAGAUAGGUGCCAAAGAGUAACAAUAUAAUUUAAAAAUGGUAUAAAUGUGAACAUAACAUGCUAUGACUUAGUCUUCAGCAGAUUAGCUUAUACCAAAUAUGGACAUAGCGUUUAUUCUGGUAGCAGCCAGGUAAAGUGUAUAAUAGUGACAAUAAAGUAAAUACUAUAUUUCUAUAAAUACAGUAGCAGCAGAAAUGCAAGAGUCAAUGCA